UUUGAUGUCUAAUCCAAUCAGCUGUCCGAUGUCCGAUUAAAGUCAGGUCAAAAUCAAAUAGGUAAUCGAAAAAAAAAGGGAAUUUUGAGAGGAUUAGAAAAACCAGGGACAAAUUUCAUAAUAUUUAUCAGCACCAAAAAUAAUCAUAAUUGUCUCGGGGGUAAUGAUUAGUUAGUAAACGGUUACAAGCAUUUUUUUAAACUAUUAAAACUAAACUAACUUGGAAUGCUCGCCCAAGGUAGUUUGACACUCAAUAGACUGCUGUUUAUUAGGUCAUCUAUUAAAAUAUCAAAAAAGCUUGAAAUUGCCAUUUGUCAGCUAUCAUGCCUUAACAAGCCUUGCGAACCAUCCGUCUUAAAUAAACAUGAACUCAAAACCAAGUGCUAUCCCUCAAACAGAUUCUGUGCAACCAAAGACUCCAAAACUAGCCCAAACUUAAUAAAUAAAACCAAAACAGAGACGAAUGAAAAAGACGAUAGUUCAAUGGCUGUUUUAAAAGUUUUAGCACCACAUUUGAAAGUUGUGAGUGAUGAUACUAUUAGUAUUAACAAGGCAGGCAAUGAAGCUGCCAAAAAUAUUAAGGAGCAAAGCCUAGAAAAAUCAAAACCGCUAAUAGAAAAGACGACAAUAACAACAAAACUGAAGGAGAAACUUAUUGGGAGUGUUGUGUCUGAGAAGAAGGAGGAUGGAAAAGAACAGGCAGCUAAAGUACAACUGAAAAAAAGAAAAAAGGUGGACCUCUCCGCUCAAUCUCUAGAAAGAAAUUUUAUAACACCUGUAAGGGCCAUGUCUGAUUUCCUUUUAAAGCCUUCGGACUUGGAAACCCUCCCAAAAACUAAAAGGAGAUCACCCUAUGAGGCCGAACCACCUAUCACAGUUUACUGGAGGAAAGACGUAGAAGCUAAAGCUUUAGAGGUGUGGGGCUCAAAGGAGAAUUUACAGAAGGAACUCAUUAAAAGGGACAUCGAAAGGAAGAAGUAUCAGCAAAAUAUAUUUACUGUUAAAAGAAGACUAAGAGAUUAUAGAAGAGAACUAGGUAAAUCAGCUGAUGUGGUCGAAGAGGAUUCAGGCCUGAUGGGUAGAUCUGGCAGAGUGGUCCUUACGGCAAUUGUCAUUAAUGGCACAAACUGUUUGUUUAAACUCUUUGCCUGGCUGUAUACAGGAUCUCACAGUAUGUUCUCAGAGUGUAUACACUCUUUAGCAGACACUAUUAAUCAGUUAAUUUUGGCUUAUGGAAUUCAUAAAUCUAUUCAGAUUGCAGAUUCUUAUCAUCCUUAUGGUUACACAAACAUGAAAUAUGUGGCUUCAUUAAUAUCUGGCGUGGGGAUUUUUUGUGUUGGAACCGGAUUGUCUUUUUACCAUGGGAUCUCUGGACUGUUACACCCUCAACCCAUGGAGGAUUUCUUUUGGGCUUAUUUCAUAUUGGGUGGGUCUUUGGUGUCCGAAGGUGCUACCUGGCUAGUAGCGUUUAAUUCGAUCAGAAAAGGUGCCAGUGAAAUUAAUAUGUCAGUAAAGGAUUACAUAUUUAGGGGACAAGACCCGAGCGUAAAUGUGGUUCUUCUAGAAGAUUUUGCUGCAGUUGUUGGUGUUAUAGUGGCCGCUGGUUGUAUGGGAAUCUCAUCGAUGACCAACAGUCCUAUACCGGAUGCCUUGGGUUCACUCUUAGUUGGAUGUAUUUUGGGAUCUGUCGCUUCGUUUAUUAUUUAUACUAAUGUAGCCGCUUUGGUUGGCAGGUCAAUACCAGAAGAAAACCUAGAACGAAUUAAUGCGGAAUUAGAAAAAGACGUGAUGAUUAGAGCGAUUCAUGACGUGAAAGGUAUAGACAUGGGUAAUUAUCUAGUCAGAUACAAAGCCGAGUUAGAUUUUGAUGGUAGGGAACUAACGAGGUCCUAUUUGGAUAAACAGGAUCUUAACGAGUUGCUUGAGGAGGUAAAGAAACUGGAAAAUAUCGAUCAGUUUGAGGAGUUCAUGCUUAAACACGGGGAAAAUAUAGUCGAUUCGAUGGGAGGCGAAAUAGAUCGGAUAGAAAUGAAACUUAGGAAAAAACACCCGGAAAUCCGACAUUGUGAUUUAGAAAUUCUUUAAAAUGUUGUGGCAUAAUUUAAGGGUCAAAGCAGUAUUGUUAUUAAGGUAGGACAGGGUAAUAAGGCCCAUUUAAGAAGAAUAUUUUGCUUAUUUAUUAAGGGUUGAAUAAGACAUGAAGAAAUAAAUAUAUGAAAGUUAUUAAGAAUUUUGGAAAAUAAUCAAAUCUUAAAAAUUACAUUUUCAUUUUUCGCGAAGACUGUUGGUUUCUCCAUUUUUUAAAUUCUAAUCGGAAAUGUUCUAUUCAUAUGGGUGUAUAUACCAGUUUUCGAUUCAUGUUUCUAUCUCUAAUAGUGAAAAAGUUAUUAACACUUUUGUAAAAUACCCAAAAACCUAAAAAUAACAAAAAUGUGAAAUUUUCAUUUUGCUGAAAAACUAUUGAAUUCUCAAAAAAAUUAGUUCUAGUCAAAAAUGUACUCUGGAUCUGGGUGUAUAUACCAGUUUUUGUUUCAUGUUUCUAUCUCUAAUAGUAAAAAAGUUAUUAACAAUUUUAGAAAAUACUCAAAAUCUAAAAAUUACAAAAAUUUUAAGUCCCGAGAAUAGACCCUUAUGGAACUCCAGUUUUAAUUAGAAUAUAGUUAGAUUUUGAAAUGUAAAGAUGUUGUCCCGUUUUCACACAGUCAUUACUGAGAUAUGAUUUCUUAAAAAAGAAAUAGAAGUAUUUGAAAAACCAUAAUAGUGAAGUUUAGCAAGCAACGCAGGGCGGCUAAUAGUAUCAAACGCUUUGCUGAAAUCAAGAAAGUACAAACCAGUUAUUUAUUUAUUUUAUCAUUAACUAAGUUAAUUAGAUAAUAUGUAGUACUAAUCGUUCUCUAAAUCCGGAUUGACAAUCAGGAAUUAUAUUAUUUUUAUUACAAAACUGAAUUAUCUUACUAUAAAUAUGUUUUUCCAAAAUUUUAGAUAUUCUGAGUAAAAGUUUAAUAAAAGCAUUUUUCCAAAUUUCAGUCAAGUUAUUUUGUAUUAUGCAGGAAUUCAUGAUAUUCAACAGGGGUCUAAGGAAAAAUGGCGAACAUAAAAUUAAAUCAGAGCCAGUACUAAUAGAGUUUAUUGGAUAAACUAUUAGAAAGUAUUAUUAUUGUAAUUCAAAGUCUGCUCCCUUGGUGUAGUAUCUAUCAGUCAAAUUGCUACAACUUGCAAAAUAUUUAUUAAGCAAUUCAGUCAGCCAAAUUAUGAGUUAUUUCAGAAUCUGUGUUAUGUAAAAGAUUUAACUUCUUGACAGUGAACCAAAAGAUUUUACGGGUCUUUGUUGAUAGGUUUCUAAAAUAUGAGUUUUUUUCAGGUAUUAUGGCAGCAUUUUAUGUUUUAAAUAUUUUAUUUAAUUAAUAAUUUUAUAUUAUCAGUGAUCCAAGGCAAAAAUUGAUUUUUUUUAAGCUGAACUGGCGCAAAUUUGUCAAUUAAGUACUUAAUGUUUGCAUAAAAAGCGUCAAGUUUAUUAUUAAUACUAUUGGAUAGACAUAUAGAAUUCCACGGUAGUUUAAUGGCGGCCUAUUCAAACUCAAGGCGAUUAACAUUAUCAUAAUUUCAAAAUUUGAUAUACUAGAUUCAUUUGUAUUAAUUUUGAUUUGUAAAAUUGCAGAAAUGUGAAUUGAGUCAUUAUUAAUAACUUUUAAAUCCUUGCUAGUAUUGAUUAGAUCUAAAAGAGUAUUUGAAUUAUUAUGAAAACAAUAUCGAGUGGGUUUUGGAAUAUUUUGCAUAAAAAUAAAUGCAUUGAGUAACUGAAUAAAUUUAUUUAAUACACUUGAGAGGUGUUAUUUCAAAAAGGGACAUAUCCACAAAAGUUAAAAAUACGUUUUAUACUGAUUUUUCUAUCAUUCCUAUCGACUAACCCCUUCAAAUCGUUUAAAAAAAAUACAUUUCCCCGUUAAAUUCCCAUAUGAAGGUGUUGUGUUCGAUCAAAACUAGACAUGUCCGCCUCACAUGAAAGUUAAAUCUGUUUUAUUUAAAAUCGGACAAGUCCACUAUUAUUUCUUAUGGGCAAACACCGAUUUUAUCCAAAAUCAGACAUGUCCAUUUUGUGCCCGCUUUCUGCUAUUUCCGUUAUGACCAUUCAAUUACACCAACUUUUAAUCGUUGUUUGCUUUAGUUGUUUAAUUGUUUCGCUGUAGUUUUUAGCCGUGUGGCGUUUGUUUAUCGGCGUUUUAAAAAAUUUUAAGUUUGUUGUGGGCGUUUUGAAAAGUUUCGGUAGUUAAUAUGGAGAGUGGGAAAUAUUAAUGUUGGCAGUAGAAAAAGGAAGCCUUAAGUUCCAAAAGUGGAUAUUUUAAAACGAUAGAGGUAAUAUUUUGUUUCUUACUCGUACGUGCAUUAUAACGUAGAUCGUGCUACCGCAUCGAUUGUGCGUACCUAUCUUUUUCUUUUGUUCUAGGUAUUCUGAUCCAUAUCCUACGUUAAGAAAUUUUGUAAGACCGUGUGAACAUAACACCAAUUCCUUGAAAUGUGCCUUAGUGAAAAAAUCUGAUAUUUUGAGAGCAAGACAAAAGUUUUUCCAGGCACCAAAUAAAAUAUUACAAGAUCAGAAAUGAUGUCGUCUUCUGUCUGUUUGUCCGCCGAAAAGGAAGAGACCUAGGGAUGGUGUAAACGAAGCAAAAAGAAAGGCCAAAGUAUGAUUGCUUCUUAUUUCUUUCGAAUUCGACAAGGAGAGCAAUUUUUGAUGGUGCCCGUUUGUAGGCAGUUUUUGCUUUAGCCUUUAGUGUUUCAAAGAACCGAAUACAGACUUUAAUAAAAACCGUACAAGACGGAAACGUUCCUAAAGAGAAUCGGGGUGUGGUGACCGUUAUGGCAACAAAAAUUUGGACAAGAAGCAAAAAAUUCGUGAUUUUUUAAAUAAUUUGCCAGCCACUGAAAGCCAUUACAACCGCAGUAAGUGUUUACCUGUCUUGUGAACUAAACUUGAACAAGCUAUGGAAAAUGUUCAACGAUAAACAUACCAAUUUCCAUGUGACAAAAUCAAUGUUUAAAAGAAUUUUCUAUUUUGAAUUUAACAUUGGGUUUUCGUCGCCGGCAUCCGAUGUCUGUGGGACUUGCCUAAAUUUGAAAAAUGCCAGAAAACAAAAACGUGAAAACAAAGCAAAGUUAAUGACAAAUCUUAGAAUCAAGAAAAGAUUUUAAAAAGAUUUCAAUCAAGAAGUUUCCAUUAAGAAACAACCAAUUUACAAUAAAAGGAUCUGGAUCAGGAUCUUCAUUUUUUAGAUACGAGGACAUGUCGAAUUCUUACAGGACCUUGUUGAAAAAAACACAGACGGGAAGAAUCACAAAACUAAAAGGAAAAAAAUUAGAAAAUUCAGUUUCAAACGAUAAAAAACUUAAUAUGAAGACGCUUCUUGAAAAACAAUUUAAUAAUGAAGAACUAAAGUGGCAAACUAUACCCGAGUUAAAUUUGUUUUUAAAAAUUGUUGAAGAAUGUGCAACCGAGGACGCAGCAGCUGAAGAAGGUGAAAAUGAAGCAGAAGAGUGCGACUGCUUAGAACCUGACAAUGACAUACAUAUUUGAAAAAAUAUGUUGUAUUUUUCAUUUAAAUAAAAGUUUAUGAAUAAAAACAGUGCCUAAAAUUUAUUUAUACUUUGUAAACACGUAAAAACCUAAAUUAAUAAUUUAAAGUUCAAACAAAAUGGGACAUAAACAUUUAGUUCAUUCAAAACAAGACAUGUCCAAAAUUAUUUUUGAUUUUUCUCUUAAAAAAAAAAGAAGUAUUCAAAACAUCUUUUGGAAAUAUGCUUUUAGGGAAUCAAAGAAUUAUAAUUUAUUGAAUUUAAUAUUUUAGCUCUAAAGGUCUCAUUCUGAAAUGUUUUUUUCGUUUUUCUCAAAAUUAUAAAAUGUGGACAUGUCCUUUUUUGAAUAAACACUCCUCAGUUGAUGGCUGUAGAAACUUUAUAUUAAAGUCCCCCAGUAAAAAUCACUUUAUGACAGACGUUUUUUUUUUAUCUAAUUUAAAAUAAUUCGCAAGUAUUAGAAUGAAUAGCACCAUUAAAGUACAUAUUAUUUAAAAAAUAUACACACACUAUAGUGCUUUUGCUCUUUGGCAGUUGGAUUUAAUCUGACGUAAAGACAAGGCAAAUUCGAUACAUUAACCCCAAUGAUUUUAAAAUGUGGGCUUUAUUACCCUUUCCUACCUUAUUUAUUUUGUUGUCGUUGUUUCUUUUAACGCAUAUGUAAGCUUAAAGGGAAAAAACGUUAUUUUUUUUUAUGCUAAUAAAUAGAGUUCAAUUCUA
Molecule: messenger RNA, 6288 nt
Organism: Anthonomus grandis grandis
Lineage: Eukaryota; Metazoa; Arthropoda; Insecta; Coleoptera; Curculionidae
Gene: ZnT49B
Product: zinc transporter 9
Exons: 11
Coding region: 226-2085 (619 amino acids)
Biological process (GO): transmembrane transport; zinc ion transport
Cellular component (GO): membrane
Molecular function (GO): monoatomic cation transmembrane transporter activity
Source: RefSeq, a predicted model, not a curated record